AUUUCAGCGCGGCAGCAGUCGGGUUUCUCUCGGGGAAAUCAGGUUUAAAAGUCCCUCCUUCGGUGCUCUCCUCGGGCCCUCCCUCCGCACUCAAAGCCACACUUUAACUGGAAGCCCCCCCCCCCCCCACACACACACCCCCCCGCGCCGGGAAGAGAUGGACCGCUGGCCGCGUUGCGCCCGGAGAGUCGGCGGCUUGGAGCGGCACUAAGGACCAAAAUACCCCGAGGACAGAGGACAGGACGGACGGAAUAAAAGGGGAACCAGGACGACGUCCAAGCUGAAUCCGCCGGGCCCGCCGGCUAUGCCCCGGAGCCCCACCUCCAGCGAGGAUGAGAUGGCCCAGAGCGUCUCCGACUACUCCGACGACUGCGCCUCCGACAGCUCCCACGAAGAGACCAUCUACGAGACCAUAAGGGCCACCGCCGAGCCCCCCCCCGCCCGCAUGGACGACAUACACACCAACUCGCUGGUCGUCCGGGUCCUCGUCCCCGACCUGCAGCAGACGAAAUGCUUGCGGUUCAACCCGGAUGCGACCGUCUGGGUCGCCAAGCAGCGGAUCUUGUGCACGCUGAACCCGAGCCUGAAAGACGUGCUCAACUACGGGCUUUUCCAGCCGGCCAGCGACGGGAGGGACGGCAGGUUCCUGGAUGAAGAGCGCGUCCUCCGAGAGUACCCGCAGCCAAUCAGCAAGGGCGUCCCGUCUCUGGAGUUCCGCUACAAGAGCCGAGUCUACAAGCAGCCCGACGUGGACGAGAAGCAGAUCGCCAAGCUGCACACAAAGGCCAACCUGAGGAAGUUCAUGGACCUCAUCCAGCACAACCAGGUGGACAAGGUGCAGAAGUUGUUGGAGAGAGGCUUCGAUCCCAACUACCAUGACGGGGAGACCGGUGAGAGUCCGCUGACCUUCGCCGCCCACCUGGACGACGUGGUGGAGCUGAUCAAGGUGCUGAAGAGCGGAGGAGCUCACCUGGACUUCAGAGCCAAAGACGGCAUGACGGCCCUCCACAAAGCUGCUCGCUCCAAGAACCUGGUGGCGCUCACGACGCUGCUGGAGCUGGGAGCGUCUCCGGACUACAAGGACAGCCGGGGGCUGACCCCCCUGUACCACAGCGUGCUGGUGGGCGGAGACCCGGGCUGCUGCGAGCUGCUGCUGAGCCAGCACGCCGCCGUGUGCUGCCAGGACGAGAACGGGUGGCACGAAGUCCACCAGGCUUGCCGUCAUGGCAAUGUGCAGCACUUGGAGCAUCUGCUGUUCUACGGAGCAGAUAUGAGCGCUCAGAACGCCUCGGGGAACACCGGCCUGCACAUCUGUGCCCUGUACAACCAGGAUAACUGCGCCCGAGUGCUUCUGGUCCGCGGAGCCGACAAAGAAGUGAAGAACUACAACAGCCAGAGUCCAUUUCAGGUCGCCAUUAUUGCUGGAAACUUUGAGCUCGCCGAGCUCAUCAAGAACCACAAAGAGACAGAUACAGUGCCUUUCCGCGAGGCUCCGGCCUACUCCAAGCGCCGCCGGGGUCCGUCUUCUGGCAACGAGCGGUCCCCGUCCUCGCUGUCGGCGCCGCGCGUCCUCCUGCGCUCCAACAGCGACAACAACCUAACGGUCAGCCAGUACCAGCAGCAGCAGCAGCACGGCUCCCCCGGCAAUUGGGCCCCCCACCUGCAGCAACACGCCCAGCCCCACCCGCACGGGGGCCCCCAGCAGGGUCACUCGCAGCCUGGCUCCUCCGCAUUGCAUCGCAGCCUGUCACCCCAGCUGCUCCAGCAGAUGCCCAGCGGCAGCCCCAAUGGCAACGUGGUGGUGCGGACCAUGGGGAGGGGGGCCAGGAGCCGGUCGCCCUCCCUCAGCCGGCUGGGGGAGGAAGCCAGGCGGGCUCUUCCCACUCAGCGCCAGCCCAGCCCCAGUGGUCCCAGCGAGGGGGGGGGCUCCAGGAGGAAGCUCUACAGCGCCGUGCCCGGCAGACACUUUGUGGUGGUCCGUCCGUACGUCGCUCAGGCCGAGGGGGAGAUCACCCUCUACAAGAGCGACCGGGUCAAAGUCCUGAGCAUCGGAGAGGGGGGGUUCUGGGAGGGCAGCGCCCGCGGCCAGGUGGGCUGGUUUCCAGCCGACUGCGUGGAGGAGGUCCCGGCCAAGGCCACCGAGGAGAGGAGCUAUUCCAGAGCGGACCGCGCCGACAGACGGAAGCUCUUCAGGCACUACACCGUGGGCUCCUACGACAGCUUUGAUGCCUCCAGCGACUGCGUGGUGGACGAGAAGACCGUGGUCCUCCAGAAGAAGGAGAAUGAGGGAUUCGGCUUCGUGCUGCGAGGAGCCAAAGCCGACACGCCCAUUGAGGAGUUCACUCCAACGCCCGCCUUCCCCGCGCUGCAGUACCUGGAGUCCGUGGACGAGGGGGGGGUGGCGUGGCAGGCGGGGCUCCGGACAGGGGACUUCCUCAUCGAGGUGAACCAAGACAACGUGGUGAAGGUGGGACACAGACAGGUGGUCAACAUGAUCCGCCUGGGGGGCAACCGGCUGCUCAUCAAGGUGGUGACCGUGAGCCGGAAUCUGGACCCAGACGACACAGCGCGCAAAAAAGCUCCUCCCCCACCGAAGAGAGCCCCCACCACCGCACUGUCUAUGCGCUCCAAGUCGAUGACCUCUGAACUGGAGGACCUCGCCACUCUAAGGAAAAAGAAAGGUGAUGUGCAGAAGAAGAGGAUUGUUUUCCAAGUCACUCUAAAUAAAGUGGAAGAGAUGACGCACGCACAGAAGGCCUCGCCCGUCGACACCAAGGUCGCCACCAUCAAACCGCGCCCCUCCAGCCGCUGCCUGGUCACCGCAGCCGACAUCAACGCUCUGUACCAUGACCGCCAGGGAGUAGCAGUGGCGCCCCCCACCGUGCCAGGGGCCUUCCUGGGGCUACCUGAGAAGAGCACUUUGAAGAAGCAGAAGUCCAUAGGUACCUCGGAGGAUGAGAAACAGGGAUUCCUCACACCUCCUCUACUCAAGUUUGCCCGGAGCCUCUCUAUGCCCGACACCUCUGAGGACAUCCCCCCUCCCCCAGCCAUUUCGCCGCCCUCGCCACCCGACUUCAACUCUGGCCCAACGCCCAAGGGCUACGGCACCACGCGACCCAGCUUCCUCCAGAACUCGCCCAAUGCAGUGAAGACCAUUAGCCGAACAACAGACGUCGGCACGUUGAGGCGUGGCUAUUACCGCCAGAGCUCAGAGCAGUUCGAGAGCACUCGCAUUCGAGGGCGCGCGCCGGUGCCGGAGAACCCUUACUCCGAGGUGGGAAACAGGACGCUGUACGUGCCCGCCAAACCGGCUCGACGGAAGGGCAUGCUCGUAAAGCAGCCCAACGUUGAGGACAGUCCAGAAAAGAAGUGUCGCAAGCCAGCAAACCCCUCAGGGGCGGUUUCCAUGCCCACUACGCCCGUGGAACGAACGUGCUCCUCUAUCCCCAUCCCGACCAUCAUCGUCAAGGAGCCCUCUACAAGCAGCAGUGGCAAGAGCAGCCAGGGUAGCAGUAUGGAAAUCGAGCCCACCACCCCUGAACAUCCGCCUCUCUCGCCCUCUGUCUGUGGUUUGCGUCCUGAAGACCCAAUGUCUCUCGGCAACCCUUUCGCGGCAGCCAUUGCUGGGGCAGUGCGGGACCGAGAGAAAAGGCUAGAGGCGAGAAAGCACUCGAGUGCCUUCCAGUCAAUAGACAUCGGGGACGACGACUUCGGUAGUCCCACACCAACCCCUCGCCUGAGGCACUCAAAGUCUAUCGAUGAAGGCAUGUUCAGUAGCGAUGAGCGGCUUCGGAGGAUAUUAGGUCCACCUCUAGCAGCACAGCUUGGGCCCCCUGUCGGCGGCGGUAGUGGCAACAUGACUGACUUCAACACCCCUGAGCCUACUGUUGUACGAGAGCCCCUAAACACAAGAACCGGCCAGUGUCCCAACCUGGACAGUCCUGUUAGUCUCCCGUCCACCCCUCCUAAGAGCCACUACAGGGCCAACGGGACCUACCUACAUCCUGUCACCGGCAAGCCCUUGGAUCCCAAUUCUCCCCUGGCCCUGGCCCUGGCAGCUCGUGACCGGGCGAUGAAGGAGCAACAAAACCAUCCUCAGAACCAGCCAACGAAUCCUCCUCAGGUUCAGCAGACGCCCAAGCAUGACGCCCAGUCCCUCCCAAUUCAGCCAAGCCACAAACCAGACCUCAACCAACCGCUGUUUAUCGACACCAAGCUACGCUCCGGGAUCGAGACAAGUUUUGCCGCAAUCUCCACGGCAACCAUGGGGCGGCCCGGCCGAGGGGCCUUGCGGAGGCAGAUGACGGAGCAGAAGUACGAGUCUGAUGGGGCGCGAGAAGAGCGGCAGCAUAAGGCCGUAGAGGAGAGGAAAAGCGCACCUGCAGAUGUGCCAGACACAUCGCAACCACAGUCAGCAGGGCUGCUGAUGGUACACACAAUCAACGAGGCGAGCAACAAGGUAAACAACCAGGAGGUGGAGGGGCAGGACAGCAACAGGCCAUCUGAACUAAAGGACCCCAACCAACCCGAUCCCGUCAACGCUGCAAAUCUGUCCGCCAAUCCCAAGUUGGCCUCCUCUCAGAGGAGGAGCAUUACCGUGGGCGAGUCCAUGGAGGAACCGGUGAAGCUGCCCUUCCGCAUCCCCCCUCCCCCUCUGGCCUCGGUUGACAUUGAUGAGGACUUUGACUUCACAGAGCCCCUUCCCCCACCGCUGGAGUUUGCCAACAGUAUCGACAUACCUGAUGACCAGGCCAGUGCCAUUGCAGAGAUGCUUCAGCAGCAGCGACGGAACGGGGGACCUGGCCUCCCCCAAUACCAUGCUCACGCCUCACCAGCCGUCAAGGAUCUACACAAACGGAUAGCGCACAGCAUGCCCCCUUCAUAUCCUCCCCCUCCACCAGACUCGGAGUCAGGGGUGGGUGACUCGGGCAUCGAGGAGGUAGACAGCCGCAGUAGCGGGGAUCCUCAGCACAUGGACACCACCAGCACCGUCUCCAGCAUCUCCACCUUGUCGUCGGAGGGAGGCUUCUGCGACAGCGCUAUGGAGAGCCUCUAUGCCGCGGACGGACACGCCUACCUGGUGGAUCGCCCCCCCGUCGCCCCCAAACCCAAGGGCAAGUCCGUCAUCAACAGGACAUCGCUCUAUCACGACACUCUCAUAGAGGAGCCUCCAGAGUCCUACGGGUCACCGCCUCAGGCCCCGCCACCUCUCCCCUCAUGCUCCGAACCACCGAAGACUCCCACUCACAGGACGUCCAAGCUCUGGGGCGAUCAGCCCCCGGAGCUGCGCAGCCCCCCAUCUCCACCGGACACCAAGAACACUGUCAUCACCGAGCUGAGCUCUAUUCUGCAGCAAAUGAAUCGCGACAGGCCGUCCAAGCCCGGAGAAAGCCUUGACUCCCCGACGGGGACAAGGGGGGGCUUUGGAACAAGGCCGCCCUCGGACGACUCAGGAAUGCGUAACAGCGCCUCCACGCCCCCCAGCAGCCUCCCGUCACAGACGCACCCCUGCAGCCCGCCGGACUCCGCCUCCUCCCUCACCCCUUGCUCCUCGCUGCCUCCCUCCGUGUCCCCCACCCUCACCGACGUCUUCGGCCUGCCCACCCCCCCCAUGGGCAGCGGCGGCGCCUACAGCCUGAGCUCCUCGUGCGGCGGCAGCUCGCGCUCGCCCUCGCCGCUCACGCUCAUGCAGCAGUCGGCGGCCUCGGGGAAACCCUUCGCCUCCAAGCCCGUGGAGCUGUGGAGCAAAGAGGACGUGGCGGACUGGCUGGAGAGUCUCCACCUGGGGGAGCACCGCGACGCCUUCCUGGACAACGAGAUCGAGGGGGCCCACCUGCCCUCGCUGCAGAAGGAGGACCUGAUAGACCUGGGCGUGACCAGGGUGGGCCACCGCAUGAACAUCGAGAGGGCCCUCAAGAUGCUGCAGGACAGAUAGAGCCUAGAUAGACCGGGGGGGGGGGGGGCACUUUUAUACCGACCGCUCCAUCCAAACCGGGUGGAGGUUUUGUCCCAAACCUUCUUUGGUCCUCCCUCAUCCUCCGUCUCAGUGCUCCUCCUCUUCCUUCCACACCGCCCCUGAGCCUCGUGGGGGGGGGGGGUCAGGGACGACCCACUGGGGGCUCGGGGGGUGAAGAUCAAGCUGCUACGUCACGUGGAAGAGACGUGUUACUGACACUGAGGGACCAGCUGAGCUGGUCGUCGCUCCUUUUCUAUCUUUGCUAGAAUAAUAUUUCUUCACUAGAGUCCACGUUAUAUUUCUGGUGCGUCUAAAGUUGUAGAGAAACAAUUUGAGAUAGACUCCAUUUUUCUUCUUUUGUGCUUUUCACCUGUUUGUGUUAAAAUGAGAACUGUUUAAAAUAGACACUGAACCACACCGGGUGUCCACACACACACACACACACACACACACACAUGAUGGCCUUCCUCUCCUCAGAGAGAGCACAGCGCAGAGGGGAUGGUUCACCUGUCUCCUCCCGCCUCAUCGUAACCACGGCGACCAAUGGGAGCGCACUCGUGGCUUUUUCAAUGUGUGUGUGUGUGUGUGUGUGUUGAAGGUUCGGACGUGUCCAUGGACCAUCUUCACAGGCCUCCGUGUGGACAAACCAGAACCGCUCCUUACCUUCUUCUUCUUCUUCUUCUUCCUGUCAGAGCUCCUCCCCCUCCUCACUAGCAGGUGGGCGUGGCCCCGCCAGGACGCCGAUGUCUCGGACGCCCCGUGGGUCCGUGGUAGAAGGUUUUUAGAGAGAGAGCCUUUAAAGGGACGGUUUGACAUUUUGGGGGACAGGAGCUUUCUUGCAGCGAGGUGGAUGCCACGUGGAUACGGUAUGCAGCUCAGAGUAGCUUAGCAUAAAGUGAUGCUAAUGAUACAUUUAAAUUCUGCCUGGUCUGUCACGUGAUGCUUGAGUGCCCAAGAAUACGUUUCCCUUAGACUUACAUUAGGAAAGGGACGUCUGUACCUCCUCCAAUCAGGUGAAUGAGAACGAGCCCAGGAGGCGGGGCUUAACACAGGCCCUCCCCGUUGAUGCUGGGGAUGAACGUGGCUCCGCCUCCAACGCUUUAUCCAGACUUUCUUCUUUUGUUCAGAAGUCCUCGGCCUGUUUCCUAUCUUCAUGCUAAGCUACGCUUAGCUAAAGGUCUCCUGGCAUCGACCUUCUCGUUACAAACUGCAGGACUUCUCCCAAGUGUCAAACCUUUGAAGUCCGUUGUUUGGUGCAUUUUAUUGACUUUGAAUCCAGCGUCGGAUCCGUUUGAAGGCCUUUUUUUAGCUUUCAACAAUUUUAAAUAUCACAAGUGAUAAGCAACCUAGUAUUUAAGAACUCAUAGGUUGACAUUUAAAGAGCUACAGCUGGAAGGAAACGGCGUGUUUUCUAUAGCGCUGAAUCAACGUGAUUUUGUACAUGUUUUUUGUUGAUGGAAAAAAUGAAUAUCGAGGAGGUUUGUUAGCAUGAAGCUAACUGCGGGCUCGUUGCCAACCACAUCCCAAAAUGACCUAAAGAGCAAACCUCACGACUCAGAACGCUGGGCUUUCAGAGCAGAUGGAGACUCUGCGGCUUCGGGGGGUUUAACAUGUCGAAUUACGCAUUUCUUUACGUAACUGUCCUGCUCUUAACUCUCCGAUAACAAAGAAAGCAACCUGAGAGACGGCAGAUGUUCAUCAGCGUGAGAUUAGAAGAAUAAUCCGUCCUCUUCAUACCUUCUCAUCAAGGGUCCAAUCUUAAACUAAAUCAGCAUUAUGGAGGUGUGUGUGUGUGUGUGAUAGCAGUGAGUCCAGGCCGGUCACAAGUAGAAGUGCAGUAUGUGUGAAACGUGUACAUAACAUACGACACAAAGAAGUCUAUUUCAUGAUAUGUCCAGCUCUGUUAAAGCUCUAGAGUUUGAGGAAAAAUGAAUUCUAUGAAGAUGGAUUUAUAGUUUGAGCCGACGUUGACAGCAUCCUGCAGAGGAAGCCUUAAAUAGCUCCCAGGUCCCCUCCUCCACCUGCACCACCAACACCGCUUUCAUCUCAGUAGAUUCCUCCAGAGGCUCCUGACGGGGGCUCGAUGUGUCCACAGCAACAUGCACAUGUAUCCAUAUAUACAUAUACGUGUAUGUUUAUACAUGCACAUGUAUAUAUAUAUACAUAUAUACGUGUAUGUUUAUACAUGCACAUGUAUAUAUAUAUAUACA
Molecule: messenger RNA, 8166 nt
Organism: Pungitius pungitius (ninespine stickleback)
Lineage: Eukaryota; Metazoa; Chordata; Actinopteri; Perciformes; Gasterosteidae
Product: SH3 and multiple ankyrin repeat domains protein 2-like
Exons: 24
Coding region: 305-5935 (1876 amino acids)
Cellular component (GO): postsynaptic density; dendritic spine; postsynaptic membrane
Molecular function (GO): ionotropic glutamate receptor binding; synaptic receptor adaptor activity
Source: RefSeq, a predicted model, not a curated record